Molecule: messenger RNA, 837 nt
Organism: Parnassius mnemosyne (clouded apollo)
Lineage: Eukaryota; Metazoa; Arthropoda; Insecta; Lepidoptera; Papilionidae
Source: the annotation of a GenBank genome assembly
AUGUUUGAAAGGUUGAUGGAGCUUAUACCUACCGGGCUAAUUGGAGAUGCCUGUCUGGUCUAUUUGGAUGACAUCAUCAUCGUAGGCCGUACGUUUGAGGAACACCUUCAAAACCUGGAACGCGUGCUCAUGAAGAUCCAGAGUGCCAACCUCGAGUUGAGUCCGAAGAAGUGCUCACUAUUCAAACGGCAAGUUAGCUUUUUGGGGUAUGUAGUGUCGGAAGAAGGUAUCCGCACGGAUCCAGAGAAAAUUGCCGCUGUCAAAGAUUGGCCGGUUCCAAAAGAUAAGACACAGGAGCUCAAGAACCGUCUGUGCAAAACACCUAUUUUAGGGUACCCUGAUGCGGGCAAGGAAUUCAUAGUUGACACAGACGCAAGUGAUAUAGGACUUGGCGGUGUGUUGUCUCAACGGGAUGGUGAUCAAGAGAUUGUGAUAGCGUACUGCAGCAAGUCGCUGUCAAAGCCGGAAAGGAACUAUUGUGUCACAAGACGGGAAUUGCUUGGUGUUGUAAAGUCCUUGCAGCACUUUAGCAAAUAUCUUCUGGGGCGGAAAUUCCACUUACGAACCGACCAUGCUGCACUGAAAUGGCUAUUGCAGUUCAAAAAUCCGGAAGGACAAGUUGCGAGAUGGAUUGAACUACUGCAGGAAUACGACUUUGUGAUCGAAUAUCGCAGCGGGAAAUCUCAUGGCAAUGCAGAUGCAUUGUCAAGAAGACCUUGCCCUGAAGAUUGCAAGCAUUGUACUAAGCAAGAAGGUAAGGAAGUGGUAUCUGUGAGGAUGCUCAAGACAGACCAGCUCAGCAAUGAGUGGAAGGACAGCCUACAACAUGCACAGUAG